AUGGAUUGGGAGCAAAAUUUUAUCAGUAUCGCGAAAACGAAGAAGAAAUAUACACGAUGGCAUACGCAAAUCAUCAGUGAGGAAGAAAACACUGAUAAAGGAACCAGAUCGAGAACUGAAGAUGAAGAGGAGGCUGAGGACCAAAAAACACAGGUGAAAAAGCCAGAGAUAGUGGAUGUGGAAAUGAGCACCACUGAAGACGAGGAGCCGCGAAAUGAGAAUCACUUACAAAGAAAGGAAGAAAGCAGAGAAAGGAUAAUAGGCACGCGUGACAAAUAUGUAGUUCGAAAACAACACGAGGUAACGCUCAAGGCAAGAAAUCACGCGGUAAACAGCCAGGAGAGUACCCCCAAGCUAUCAGAAGGGAGAGGCAACAGCAAAACAGGUACGAGUCGAGCGCGAGAAGAGAGCUCAGUAUCACGGAGCGAGUAUACAAGCGAAUAUCGAGCGUCGGAAAAUCCUGUGAAUACUAAGAGAACGAUAUUAAAGCGACUAUACGACCUGGCAAGCAACUCUCACGGUAUAACGACUUGGAAUACGGACGAAACAAGCUCUAUGCUGAUUAAUCCAAGGGGAGCAAUGGAAGCUAUUCCCAAGACUAUGGAGCCCAUGACGUUAGAGAUGAUAGAGGCUCAGAUUACCCGCGACAUGGAGCACGACAUCAAGGAAAUUCGGUCGUAUUGGGAAAGAGUGCGCGAACUCCGUACCACACAAGUCAAACUAGAUCAAGUAAAAAAAGCUAACGCGAAAUGGGAGGCUGAUAGACAGAUGGACCAAGACUCUGCAGAGCUCCUUCGUGAGAUGUUGGCAAACGUAGAGGACGCAACCUACGUGCACCGGAUGACAAAUACUUUACCAAUAAAGAUCGAUGGAUCGGACAAGACACUGGGCAACUUAAUGGUGACUGUGCAUAUAGAUGACAACAUGGAAGAGGAACUAAAAGACAAACGAAUCCUAUUCAACCUAGAAUAUGUGAACGAAAGUACGAGGUGCCAUAGCAUCCGAAUGGAAUCUCAAGACCACAUGGAGGAUGUUCGGAACACGGUAAUCCAGCAGAAAGAACAGAAGGUGGACGAAUAACAAGCAGAGUACCAAGGAAAACACGGCAGCACCAGUGCUAAUAACGCCAGCGGCCAAGAAAGGGAUGACCCGCCAAGAAAGAGAUGAUCCAACCACCCAUCCAUAUGACCACGGGACAGACCAUGACGGAUAUCAACAGGAUCAGGAUCACGCAUAGAAACAUAUCCGUUAAGAAAAGCCUAACAUUAGAUUUUAAUUAAUGUUACCCACGGGGGACGAUAAAGUUUGGUGUAUUAUUUAAGUUUAUGACAAGCGUCGGUUACGAUGUCGCCAAGAUAAGCUAUUGAUGUUACAAAAGUGGUCCCGUCGUCACGUGGCGGAUUAUUAACUUUUUAUUGAGUUUUUUAUUUGACUUUAUUAAUUAUAUAUUAUGACUUAUCUAUCUUUAUCCAUACGCAAAAUAUGAUAAGGGAAAUACUAUAUCUAGUGCAAAUAAAGAAAUUUUUUGGUUUAGGCCCAGUUUCACAACUCACGGUUAACUCUUAACCGAGAUUCAACUAUAUGUCACCUUUUUCUGUAGAAUUGAAAAGAGAUAAUAAAUAAGUUGAACUUCGCGCGCGGUUAAGAGUUAACCGUCAGUUGUAAAACUGGGCCUUAGAGCUUACGA
Trachymyrmex cornetzi is the source of this 1687-nucleotide messenger RNA. RefSeq lists its product as uncharacterized. The record is from RefSeq and is a predicted model, not a curated record. Bases 1 to 1080 code for a protein of 359 amino acids. Lineage: Eukaryota; Metazoa; Arthropoda; Insecta; Hymenoptera; Formicidae. The transcript has 2 exons.